UAACGAAGAAGGAACAAGAACUUCCGGUUGCUCAAGACACGUUUCCUUCGGCGCGUCUGUGAAACGAAAAGGCUACCAACGUCCGUGUGUAACAGUCAAGAAUCAAAGACAAAAUGAGCAAAGCACAUCCUCCCGAGCUAAAAAAGUUCAUGGACAAGAAGCUUUCGUUAAAGUUGAACGGAGGCAGACAUGUACAGGGCAUCCUUCGCGGGUUUGACCCCUUUAUGAACCUUGUGGUGGAUGACUGUCUGGAAAUGGGACCAGGGGGACAACAGCAUACCAUCGGCAUGGUGGUCAUCAGAGGCAACAGCAUCAUCAUGUUGGAGGCCUUGGAGAGAGUCUGAGAUGAAACAAAAGGGUCUGUCUGUGUUUCGAUUCUGAUGUUUUGGGUUGUGUUUUUUUUCUUUGUUUUUUUUUUUACUUUUGUUUGACAAGCAAAAUGACUUGUGUAAAAUGUCUCAAGUUGAAUGGAAAGGCAUGUUUGUGAAUAAAACAAUGUUCUUUGUA
Molecule: messenger RNA, 507 nt
Organism: Dunckerocampus dactyliophorus (ringed pipefish)
Lineage: Eukaryota; Metazoa; Chordata; Actinopteri; Syngnathiformes; Syngnathidae
Gene: snrpg
Product: small nuclear ribonucleoprotein polypeptide G
Exons: 4
Coding region: 114-344 (76 amino acids)
Biological process (GO): spliceosomal snRNP assembly; mRNA splicing, via spliceosome
Cellular component (GO): U1 snRNP; U4 snRNP; catalytic step 2 spliceosome
Molecular function (GO): RNA binding
Source: RefSeq, a predicted model, not a curated record